Neurospora tetraspora is the source of this 972-nucleotide messenger RNA. RefSeq lists its product as uncharacterized. The record is from RefSeq and is a predicted model, not a curated record. NCBI's taxonomy places the organism in Eukaryota, Fungi, Ascomycota, Sordariomycetes, Sordariales, Sordariaceae. Bases 1 to 777 code for a protein of 258 amino acids. The transcript has 2 exons.
AUGGCCUCGGAACCCGUCGCCGCCGUCGCCGCAGAUGCGACGACUUGGUUGGAAGCACUGUUACACCUCGUCAGCACCAUGUCAUUCAAGGCAUGGAUGCCGUUUGUUAUUGUCGUGGUAUACUACCUCUGUUCACUAAUAUGGCUUUCAGCCAACGUUGACGAGGUCUACGACCAUUUGUUCGGACCCGCCGCCACCGAUAACAUGUCCGGCCUCGAAGCCUUCAGGCUCGCGUGCAAUGUCAUGCAAACUAUUGGCUUUGCUAUAGAAAUGGCAUCCGUGUGCCAUACCAUCUUCCGUAUCGGCUCCCCAGAUACCAGUACGGCAACACUGCUGGACCAUUCCACCCAAAUCACCACGAGUCUCAAAAAUUCGACAUCAUCCGCAAGGCCAGUCACACGCGAUGAGAAUGAACUGCUUGAUACCGCAAACAAAUGCCUCGAGGAGUGGAUUAGAUCUGAUCAAUUGAAAUCCAUCAAUCAUGUCCUCGACCUCUUCAUCACAGACCGCGCAUUGCUGCUGCUCUUGCGGCGACCCUUGCAAAUAUUUCAUACCAAAAAACCUCCCAAGGUGUAUUUAGACUACGCUGCAUCCCUCUCCUCCCCUCGAUUCUUCUCUUCCUUCGGCUUGCAACCAACUUUCACUGCAUCGACAAGUUGUAUUGAUACUCAGUACCCGUCCACCAUUAUCAUACUGCACCCGUCCGUCCACUCGCACACUGUUCGCUGCACCAACUGGAUCCUGGCUUUCCGACUGGAACAAGCCCCAUCCAUUUAAUUGCAAACCAAACAGUAACACCCCAAGGCCCAAACCACUUCGGAAGGGCAAAAGGUUGCCCCGGUGCUUGGUGAACACGAUCCUUCAACGCGGCAGCGGGUGGAGCAGGUCGGGCAGGUCGGGCAGGUCGCGCUGGACUUGGACAAGAUGAUGAAGCAGGACCCCAUUAGCCCCCAUCCGGAAGACAUCGGCAAU